AUGUUUAUUUGCUGCAAAACCAAACCAAAGAAAGACAAGUAGAUUAUGUUUCUAAAUAAUUAUAGUAAAUAAUAGAAAAAUGGCUCCACAGCUGCAAAUUCUGAUGCUGAAUCACUUAAGCAUAGCAAAUGUGAAGAAGACAUACAUAAAGAGCCAUUUCAAGAGAUUGGAAACAAAACUUAAUUGACUGAGAAAGUCAAAAAGCUUUAGGAGAUUUAAAACAAAGUUAACAGAAUCAAAACAUACAGAAACCAAGGCAACAUUAAUUUAAGGUAUUUAAAAUAUUAAGUUCUAUAGUAUAGAUAUUGAAAAAUCAUUCGUAACUUCUUUAAUUGAAUAGGAUUUGCCAACAACUUAUUUUGUUGAGUACAGAUGGGCUGUAAAUUAUACCAAAUUCUUGGAAAGAAUAAUAUAAGAUGUACCCUAAACAAUUAAUAAUGAUAAAUUAUUGACUGAAGAAAAUGCUCAAAAAGAGCAAGUCAUUAUCAAAUCAGAAAAGGAUACUUAACUUCUACCAGGGUUAUAACCAGAUAGACAUUAUGUGCUUUUGAAUGAGAAUUCAUGGAUUUUUAUACAUCUUAUGUAUGGCGGAGGACCAACAAUAAUGAUUAAUUUGGAAACACAAGUGAUGUCACCAGAUAUUUUCAAUGAUGGUUAAACUAAUGUAACUCUCCAUACAGCAAACCCUUCCAAAAUUUCAUUUGAACCUAUUAUAGAAAUAUCAAAAUAAGAGAUCUAACUAUUAGAGGAUUCAGAUAAAUCCACAAAUUAAAGAUAAAUUUCUUAAAAAACAAAUUCCAUAAAAAUUUAACCAAAACCUUAUGAAUUACCUUAUGUUGGUCUAAAUAAUCCAAAAUAUUAUUGUUACAUGAACUCAGCAUUAUAAUGUUUGUUGAGUAUAAAAGAAUUAAAUGAUUCCUUAUUAAAAUAGUAAAAAUAAUAAAAUAAGAAAUUUACUAUGGCUUAUCAAGACUUAUUAAAACUCGUAUAGAAUUCCAUACCAGGAUCAGCUAUAUCUGUUGAGAAACUUUAAAAUAUGUGCUUAAAUAAAUUUAAAUACUCUUAAUAACAAGAUGCUCAUGAAUUCUUAUUGUAUCUCCUUUCAGAAAUCUAAGAAGAACUUGUUGGAAAAAAGAAAUAUUAAAAAGAAGAAUUUCCAAAUGCUUAAUAGGCUUGGGAUGUUUAUAAAAGUAGAAAUUCUGAUAUCAUAACUGAUUUAUUUGCUGGUUAGAUAGCAAGUAAAUCCCAUUGCUCAUAAUGUUAAGAGAUUAGUGAGGGAUUUGAUCCAAUUAUAGAUUUGAAUCUUCCUUUAUUAAAAAAAAGUAUUCCUCGAGAAAUUAAAUUAUAUGAUUGUCUCUAGAACUACUUUAAAGAAGAGUAAAUAAAUGAUGUUUGGAAAUGUGAUAAAUGUUAAUUUGUAAAUAAAUCUGUUUUAAGGAAAAUCUAAAUAACUUAGACUCCAAAAUAUCUGAUACUUCAUCUUAAGCGAUUUACUCAAAUUCCUAAGAGUUAAAAGAUAAUAGAUGAAGUUAAAUAUCCAGAAAUUUUAGAUAUAAAGGAGUUUUGUGAAGAAAAUGUAGAAUACACAAAAUAUGCUUUGAAAGGUGUGAUCUCUCAUAUGGGUUAGUUAAAUGGAGGUCAUUAUGUUGCAUAUGCUUAAAGAUAAAAUUAAUGGUAUCAUUUUGAUGACAACAUUGUAACAAAAGAUAAAAAUAAUUAACAUCUCUCAGAUAAAGGGGCUUAUAUAAUUUUGUAUGAAUAACAAUGA
Molecule: messenger RNA, 1768 nt
Organism: Paramecium pentaurelia
Lineage: Eukaryota; Ciliophora; Oligohymenophorea; Peniculida; Parameciidae
Source: the annotation of a GenBank genome assembly